Messenger RNA from Rosa chinensis, 1358 nucleotides. RefSeq names its product zinc finger protein CONSTANS-LIKE 1. The record is from RefSeq and is a predicted model, not a curated record. Bases 184 to 1026 code for a protein of 280 amino acids. Lineage: Eukaryota; Viridiplantae; Streptophyta; Magnoliopsida; Rosales; Rosaceae. Gene Ontology annotation, biological process: regulation of flower development. Gene Ontology annotation, molecular function: protein binding. The transcript has 4 exons. Gene Ontology annotation, cellular component: nucleus.
UCUCCUAGUAGCUCAAAAUCACAAAACCCAAAACAACCCAUUGCAACUUGGCUACUCAGUUUCAGUGUGUUUCUGUUACUCUGUCUUUUUGCUUUGUUUUAGGUUUUGGGAGGAGAUAUUUAUCAAGGUUCUCUGUUUCAAAGUCUGUGACUUUUCAAGAGAGAAGAUUUUGGAUUUUAGAGAAUGUAUGCAGAAACUGGUCUUUUGUUCCCUUAUUUCCAGAAUACCCCUCAAGACUUUCAGCAGUUGGAGGAGUUCUGCAGAAACCAGAAAUUCAAUGCUUCAAUGAAUAACCUUGUUGAGGCCUCCAUGAUAUCAGAAUACGACCUGGGAGGAGAUUGGGAUCUAUUUAAAGCUCCAGAGCCUAUCAUCGAAGAACCAGUUCUUGGCCUUGAUCCCAUGACAGCAGCCUCAAUGAUGUCUUGUGGGGAAGAUGUCAUCUCGUCUCAAGGACUCAAGGCUUCAGACAUUGAAUCACUUCAAAGUGAACAGCUAUUGGAUGAUGUCUUCUAUGACAAGGAUAUCCUAGAAAAGGAUCCAACAGAAACACCACUUUCAGAGGUCCUUGAUAUCAAAAUUCCUGAUUUGGGGACAGAUGGAAAUCAAAUUCAAGAAGACAAACCACUUCGUGACAUACAAUUCCAGAAAAGUGUCAGCUCAGGAUGUCUAAGCUCAACGGAGUGGAUGCAAGGAGCUUCAACGAAGCCUAAUUUUAUGGAAUUACCUGGAAUGGAUUUUGCUGCUGCUUAUGGGAUUCGGAGGGCAUUUAGUGAAGGAGAUAUUAAGACUCUCGGUAGCGGUAACAUAAGCCUCGUCCAUCCUCCUCUUGAGCGGUCGAUUAUCAUCACCAACUGCACCACUGAGGAACGCAGGGAAAAGCUUUCAAGAUAUAGGAACAAGAAGACAAAGAGGAACUUCGGCAGGAAAAUCAAGUAUGCGUGCAGGAAGGCUCUUGCUGACAACCAGCCGAGGAUCCGUGGAAGGUUUGCAAAGACUGAAGAAUCUAUUUGUGCCAAGAGGCAAUAACUGUUGACUUAUAAUUUACAAGAAUGUAGGAAUGAAGUAGCUGCUAGGUUCCAUAGAUGUAAUAUGGAAGAGGUCAGUAGUGGUAUUAAGCCUGGCAUGUAGUAGACUUGGACUCAGUUUAGGUAUCGCUCAAUAAAUCAGCCCCCUCUCCCCCCACCAAAAUCCUGCUUGGUAUUUCAUCUCUUUCUUGCUGUAAUAACCUUCUUCUCUCUACGCUAGACCUGCAUGGCCAGUUUCGGAUGUAAAUAGGGUAUGUUAAAUAAACCAGGGAAGCAAAAUCUAGUUGUUACCUGUUCAUAUUAUAUGGUAUGAAGGAAAAUUUUGUGGUUCCA